AUGCUCUCCGAGAGAACGCGGAGCCGCCAUCACGCCCAGUUUCAGAGGCACCAACGGUGUCACCGGAGUUGGCGCUGGAGGAAGACGACCAGCGUGCUCUCACUGCAGAAGUCCCUGGCCGACGCGUUGGCUCUGGCAGAGGCUGAGGCCAUGACGGAUGGAGACGUUCUGGUUCACGAGUUGCUGGAGGAGGCGGUGCAGAAUGCCGAGCUGGACUCGCGCGAGGUGUCGCGCGGCAUCUCCACGGUGUUCACGCCCACGGAGGUGAGCGUUGCAGCUUCACAAGCUGAGGUAGACGCUCUCGAAGAGAACGCGGACAAGCCGGCCUCGCGGCCAGCUUCAGAUGCGCCAACAGUGUCACCGGAGUUGGCGCUGGAAGAAGACGACCAACGCGUCGAGCAGCUGACGCUGCAAAAGUCGCUGGCCGACGCUUUGGCAUUGGCGGAGGUUGCAGACAGCGAGAUUCCGCGGGAGAUUGCCUCGCGAGAGACCGCUGUGCGGGACGUGUCGACGCCAGAGAUGGAAGAGGCACUGGCUCACUGCCCCUGCCUAGACCGAAACCUUGUUUUUCUCCUGUGCAGGUGA
Molecule: messenger RNA, 585 nt
Organism: Effrenium voratum
Lineage: Eukaryota; Dinophyceae; Suessiales; Symbiodiniaceae
Source: the annotation of a GenBank genome assembly